AUUGUUCAUUUGUUUGGACUGUUUUUCCGUCCAUCUCUCUCUCUCUAACAAUGGCGAUUCCGGUUACCUCAAUCAUACUCAUCGCCGUCGUGGUAACCCUAUCUACGAAGUUGUAUUUGGUUGAAUCGAGCAGCGACAACAACCACGUAUUCUCUCCGUGUGCCGAUGCCUCGGUAGAAAGGUCCGACGGUUUCACUUUCGGAAUCGCUUUUGCGGCGAGGACUGCGUUUUUCUUCAACAAUUCAGUCCAGUUAUCACCUUGUGAUAGGAGGCUCUCUCUAUCUUCCUCAAACUCACAGCUCUCCAUCUUCCGCCCUAAGGUCGAUGAGAUCUCCCUCCUCACCGUCAAUUCCAGUAGCUUUUCGCCGGAUUCUUACGGUGGGUACAUGGUGGCAUUUGCUGGCAGAAAAUAUGCUGCAAGGUCGAUCCCUGCUUUUGUUGCAAACAGUACUUAUAUAGUGACCAGCUUUACACUGGUCCUAGAAUUCCAGAAGGGUAGGCUUCAAAACUUAUACUGGAAGAGAGAUGGGUGUUCUUCGUGUUCAGGCAAAAGCAACUUUGUGUGCCUCAACAAUCAGGACUGUGCAAUCAGAACUAGUUCCUGUAAGAACCGAGGAGGAAACGUUGAUUGCAGCCUCGGAAUACAACUUGCGUUUUCUGGAACAGAUAAGCAUGAGUCGGUUUUCAACUCGUGGUAUGAAGUCAAAAACCUUCGGCAAUACUCACUGUUCGGCUUGUACAAAAAUCUCAAGGAUUCUCUCACUAGCCAAUACAACAGCUUCUUUUAACUUCCAUGCUUCUUUUAACUUCCAUGCUUCUUUUAUGUAUGUAUGUCUCCGGAAAAAAUUUGUUGAUUUGUGGACAUCAAGAGGUAAUCUUAUUGUUGUGUAUGAUAUGAACAUUUGACUUGCUUUUUAAGCUCGUUUGGUCUA
Molecule: messenger RNA, 932 nt
Organism: Cynara cardunculus var. scolymus (artichoke)
Lineage: Eukaryota; Viridiplantae; Streptophyta; Magnoliopsida; Asterales; Asteraceae
Exons: 3
Coding region: 51-788 (245 amino acids)
Biological process (GO): tRNA wobble uridine modification; protein histidyl modification to diphthamide
Cellular component (GO): nucleus; cytosol
Molecular function (GO): metal ion binding
Source: RefSeq, a predicted model, not a curated record